UUGUGAAUUUGAUCAUGAAACAAUGUGUUACAUAUCGCAAAUGUCCUUGAUUUAUAUAUUCAGGAGGCAAAACUAGGUACAACUGCACUUUUUCUUUAAGGGGCUUUUCAUUUUCUUUCUCGCGUCUUGUAGUUCCUAGAAGUUGCUCAACUAUGGUCUUUGCCUUUGUUGCGCCUUGAGAGUGGAGUAAUUAGGUUGAAAAGAAGCCACUGAAGGGACUCGCGUGGCUAGGUUGCCUAGCCUCAGGCGCUGAUUGGUCACUUCCCAGGCGCUAAUGAUUCAGGCACACUCCAGGCAGGCUGAUAAGAUAAAAAAAAAAUGCCAAAAAGGGCACACUCUGGCUUGCUCAUCAAAUCCCUAUUGUCUCCGAGUCCUAUAUAACGGGGACACGGGGAGUCGUGUGCCAGACGCACAGCCCUUCACGAGACCGCACUCAACAUAAACUGACAGUUCUGCAUUUUGAAGUAACGGCAAAAAGAAGAGCCAAGGACAAUAUUGAUAAGACUUGUUCGUCCACACGACUCCGAAGCUUUUGUCCUCCACCUCAAGUCUCUUUCAGGAUGUCGCCCAAGACUGGCUGUACUCUAACUGGAGCACGAGACUUCUACUUUGGGAUCUCCAAAGACGAAGGGAGCAUUUUAAGUUUUGAAUCCCCAAGUCCUUCCUGCACCUCUGUGACAAAGUCCUUCCCAGACGAACUGACAGACAGCUUUCAGUCAGGGGACGACCCGGAGGAAACUGGGGAUUCCUCGCCAAGCCAAACUCAGGCACCUCAGGAGAAAAGACCAAAAACCAAAAGAGGAAGAUCGAAAGUGAAAUGUGAGGGCUUGGUAACAAAACAGAAGAAAAACCGCAGAGUGAAAGCUAAUGACAGGGAAAGGAAUCGUAUGCAUAACUUGAACUCUGCCUUGGAUGCACUGAGAAGCGUUCUACCAACGUUCCCAGACGAUGCCAAACUCACUAAGAUUGAAACCCUGAGAUUCGCUCAUAACUACAUUUGGGCUCUCACCGAAACACUGAGGAUGGCGGACCAGUGUCGCCUGAUUCCAAACCACCACGAGGACAGAGAAUCCUUCUUUCAUAUUCCAAGCUCUUGCAUGAUGGACCUGGCCAGCCCGACCAGUGUUUGCUCUUCUGAGUGGGACUCCUCAACAUACUCGCCAUCCUCUCAUGACGCCGAUGGCCACAGCCCCGACAUAUUGGUCGAAGAGGGGUUUUCUUGCUACUCGAGUAAGAUCAAUUGUAAUGCCAACAUGCACAACAGUCAGACAAUGCAUAGCUCCUCUUUCCCAGUUUAUAUUUAACAUGGAAUCUCCUGUAAAAGAAAAUAUACUCUCGCGAUCCUUCUGCUUUAGAAUUCGUCGUGGGAAACCUAUACGAAGUAUAAAGAAAAUACGACCGGUGUAUCUGCAGGUUCUAAUCAGAAAACUAUUGUAUUUUGUGAUGAGGAGUGUUUUCUAAAAGUAGUAUAUACUGUAUAUUUGUAUAUUAUUUUUUACCAGUCUUAUUUCAGUUCACUUUGCCUUAAACCUUGAAGCUGUAGUCUUCUAACAAAAUGCACUUUUAAAUGUUUGUUUUAAUAGCAGUGCUAUGGCAACAUUAAGGAAGCA
Molecule: messenger RNA, 1610 nt
Organism: Lepisosteus oculatus (spotted gar)
Lineage: Eukaryota; Metazoa; Chordata; Actinopteri; Semionotiformes; Lepisosteidae
Gene: neurog3
Product: neurogenin 3
Biological process (GO): sensory organ development; forebrain development; positive regulation of transcription by RNA polymerase II
Cellular component (GO): nucleus
Molecular function (GO): protein dimerization activity; E-box binding; DNA-binding transcription factor activity, RNA polymerase II-specific
Source: RefSeq, a predicted model, not a curated record